This is a messenger RNA of Patella vulgata (common limpet), 1844 nucleotides long. Its product is annotated as serine proteinase stubble. The transcript is spliced from 7 exons. Gene Ontology annotation, biological process: proteolysis. The record is from RefSeq and is a predicted model, not a curated record. NCBI's taxonomy places the organism in Eukaryota, Metazoa, Mollusca, Gastropoda, Patellidae. Bases 300 to 1844 code for a protein of 514 amino acids. Gene Ontology annotation, molecular function: serine-type endopeptidase activity.
UAACAUUUACACUUUGUAAGCGACCUCGGGGGAGAUACAGUCAAGAAAGAUGGAAUCCCUAUUAUGGAAGGAAUGGCUAUUAUGGAAAUGCCCGAUAUGGUAAUUAUUAUGAUAUUGGUCGUUCUAGUCAUGGAAAUCAUAGACUCCCUAACCAUUAUGGUCAACGGCACCCUCCGUACUACUACGUUGAGCCAUUAGAGGCUGCAGCUGAACCACCAGCACCAAACCCAGCUCUACCCACAGGACCUGCUGCUCCAUUAAAUCCAGUUUUAAGUACCCUGAGUCAACUCCCACUCUCAAUGUACAACAAUUACAUCUGUAGCCAAUUUACUCAACAAGAACAGCCCUUGGAAAUGAACACAGUGAUCUUCCGUCAUAAAAGACAAGUUUACGGGUAUCGUUUAGCUCAGAUUUACCAACAGUUACAAUCUGUCGUGUAUGGUGCAUAUCAAACGCUAAAACCUUUUGCUAGUGGUCAAUCAUCAGAUAUUAUGUCCAACAUUCUAAACAUCGCACUAGACUUAUAUUUGAACAAUGCUGGCGUCAAAUUGGAAGAUGUCAUCGAAGAGUUCAUUUCCGAACAGUUAGAGGCAGAAGGAGUUCAAGGAGACCCCGAAACAAUAUCUUCUGCUAUUAACACGUUAGCAGAGGAAAGUGUCUCAGAGAUACAAAGCUCAACACAAGAAGCUGUGGAUAAAUCAUGUGACGCUAUCAACAGUGAAUUCUAUUGUAACCGUAUUAAGAAGCUGACCGUUUCCUCUGGGUGCAGCAGUCAGUAUUUUAGUAAUGAGAUGUAUGAAAAAUGCUGUGCUGAUAAGUAUGAAACACCAUUCGAAGAACCCGCGGCUAGUGUUUCCAACCCUGCUGUAGUUGCCGAAAUCAUAAGUACAUCCACAACAACCACAGCAGCAACGACUACACCCACAACAAGCGCAGCAACUACAUCCGUAACAACAGCGGCAACUACAUCCGUAACAACAGCAGCAACUACAUCCGUAACAACAGCAGCAACUACAUCCGUAACAACCGCAGCAACUACAAAAGCUUGUGGUAUUAGUUCUGUAAAUGCAGCAACCAGAUUUGCCGACUUUAGUUCAGCCCUAAACCAAGUGAGAAUUGUUGGUGGAAUUGAUGCUGAGGAGUGUGAAUAUCCUUGGAUGGUUCGACUUCAAGUUGGUGAUUCUUUAUGCGGGGGAACGAUUAUUGAUGAAACUCACAUUCUUACUGCUGGUCAUUGUAUUGGAACUAACACAGCCAGUGACAUCACAGUUGUCGCCGGUGAGCAUGACUACAAUGUUUUAGAUACUAAUGAAGUAAGUAAAGAAGUUGCAGCCGUAGAUGUCCAUCCUGAUUACGUUGAACUGGCAACAGGUGGUGUAGAGAAUGAUGUUGCUGUACUAACAUUGAAAGAGCCCCUUAACUUCGAAGAUAAUCCCUGUACACAACCUAUAUGUUUACCAAACGCUGGAGAUGGUUCACUUAUUGAAGCUGGUACACAAUGUGUUGUUGCUGGUUGGGGAACAACAUCAUCUGGUGGACAGACGUCUAAUGUAUUACAAGAAGUAACCGUGCCUACUUACAGUGGGCAAGAUUGUGAUAGUGUAUUUACUGAAACAACACCAACCGAUUCCUCUCUACAACUCUGUGCUGGUCGACCAGUAAUUGGAGGAGCUGAUAGUUGUCAAGGUGAUUCUGGAGGACCUUUAUUCUGUCCAGUUGAUGGUAAAUAUGUGCAGUAUGGUAUUGUAUCGUACGGAGCAGGUUGCGCUGAUGCCGGUGCUGCGGGGAUUUAUGCUGAUACAAGUGCCUCGUUGGAUUUCAUCAAUGGUUUUCUUUCAACCUAA